Messenger RNA from Impatiens glandulifera, 1070 nucleotides. RefSeq names its product thylakoid lumenal protein TL20.3, chloroplastic. NCBI's taxonomy places the organism in Eukaryota, Viridiplantae, Streptophyta, Magnoliopsida, Ericales, Balsaminaceae. The coding region runs from base 327 to 917 and encodes 196 amino acids. The transcript is spliced from 7 exons. The record is from RefSeq and is a predicted model, not a curated record.
AUUCAAUUCAAUUUUGAAGCAACCAAGAUCCUCCAAGCAAGCAAAACAAUGGCUUCAGUAGCUUCAAUUUCCAUUUUGCCAAUGAAAUCAAUGAAAUUCUCUCUCUCAUCUCCCUCUCCUUCAUCUCUUUUAUCAACCACUAGGUCCACUACUACUAGAUCUUUCAAUCUCCUAAGAUCAUCGUCAAGAUCAUUCACGGUGCUCUGUCAAGCAGAGUCAGAUAUGGAAAGAAAAGAAGAGAGAAUUCAGAGUAGCAAAUUUCAGGAAGCUGGAGAGGACUUGUAUCAACCGCAUUGGCAGCAGCUGUGGUAACAUUUGGAGCUGAUAUGUCCGCCAUCGCUGAUCUGAACAAGUUCGAGGCCGAUACAAGAGGAGAAUUCGGUAUAGGAUCUGCCGCUCAAUACGGUUCUGCAGAUCUCAGAAAAGCAGUUCAUGUAAAUGAAAAUUUCAGAAGAGCUAAUUUCACAUCUGCGGACAUGAGAGAAUCUGAUUUCAGUGGAUCUACGUUUACUGGUGCAUACCUAGAGAAAGCAGUUGCAUACAAGGCCAAUUUCACAGGUGCAGAUUUCAGCGAUACACUGAUGGAUCGCAUGGUUCUAAAUGAAACGAAUCUUACAAAUGCAAUCCUAGUGAGAACAGUUCUUACUCGCAGCGAUCUUGGAGGCGCCAUUAUUGAAGGAGCUGAUUUCAGUGAUGCAGUUCUUGACCUUCAACAGAAACAGGCGCUUUGUAAAUAUGCUAGUGGAACAAAUCCAGUGACCGGAGUGAGCACGAGAAAGAGUUUGGGAUGUGGAAACAGUCGCCGGAAUGCGUACGGAUCUCCUUCUUCUCCGCUUCUUAGUGCUCCUCCUCAGAAACUUCUUGACAGGGAUGGCUUUUGCGACGAAGGAUCUGGCCUUUGUGAAGGAAGCUUCUAGAAUAUAUUGGUAUGUUAUAUUAUUUAUGCUUCAAAAUGUCAUUAACCUAAAAUAUUUUACCUGUAAAUGCUAAUUACCUACUAAUUACUAUCACACUUAUCUUAUUGAAAAAUCAUCAAAUUAAUUGUUAUAUUUUUAGAUAAAUUAUAUUGA